Molecule: messenger RNA, 1328 nt
Organism: Aspergillus campestris IBT 28561
Lineage: Eukaryota; Fungi; Ascomycota; Eurotiomycetes; Eurotiales; Aspergillaceae
Product: palmitoyl-protein thioesterase family protein
Exons: 1
Coding region: 97-1071 (324 amino acids)
Cellular component (GO): lysosome
Molecular function (GO): palmitoyl hydrolase activity; thiolester hydrolase activity
Source: RefSeq, a predicted model, not a curated record
CUUCAACUUACACAUCCCUCGCUUCCUAUUUACGAGGCAGCCUAUUUUACCAUAAAGCAACUAUUCUACCACUAGUUUCGUCGUAACAAUCAACCGAUGCGUCCUCAACUCCCAAUCCUUCUCUCCCUUUCCCUUACGUCCGCCCUCCCCAGCCACCCUCAGACAACCGAACUCACUCCCCUCCCACUGAUCGUCUGGCACGGCCUUGGAGAUGACUUCCAACGCGAUGGCAUGAAGGAGAUCGCCUCGCUGGCCGAGACCAUCAACCCCGGAACCUACGUGCACCUCAUCCACCUCGCACCGAGCGGAUCAGGCGACCGCCAAGCGACCUUCCUCGGCAACGUCACGGAGCAGAUCGCCUCCGUAUGCGACCAGCUCGCAUCGGACAAUAUCCUGCGCACCGCCCCGGCCGUCAACGCACUGGGUUUCUCACAAGGCGGUCAGUUCCUCCGCGGCUACAUCGAGCGGUGCAACUUCCCGCCCGUGCGCAACCUCGUCACCUUUGGCAGCCAGCACAACGGCAUCGCCGAGUUCCAGAGCUGCGGCUGGUCGGACUGGAUCUGCCGCGGUGCCGAGGCGCUGCUCCGCUCCGGUCGCUGGUCGAACCUCGUGCAGUCGCGCCUCGUCCCCGCGCAGUACUUCCGCGACCCGGCUGAGCUGGACGCCUACCUCGAGCACAGCAACUUCUUGGCGGAUAUCAACAACGAGCGCGCCGUCAAGAAUGCCACCUACGGGGAACACCUCGCCUCGCUCAAUCGGUUUGCCAUGUAUCUGUUUGAGGAUGACACCAUGGUCCACCCGAAGGAGAGCGCGUGGUUUGGCGAAGUGAACGCCACCUCGGGGGAGGUUACACCGUUGCAGGACCGACAAAUCUACAAGGAGGACUGGCUGGGUCUGAAGCAGCUGGAUAAGGCCGGGAAGCUGGAAUUCAAGACCACUCCCGGCGGACACAUGCAUCUGUCGGAGGAGGUGCUGGGCGAGGUGUUCCAGGAGUACUUCGGACCCGUGGAGGUUGAGCUUCCGCCGGUAGAGGCAGCGGAGAGGCCAGUCCUGGUGAAACAGGGGGAGUGAUAUAUUAUACAUUGACGAAACUUCAACUGGAGUCAGUCCAGGCGCAGGCGAAUGGUUUGAUCCGAGUAUGUGACAUGCUGAGCAUGCAAUGAUAGCUAGCAUCUUUAGAUCGAUAAUAUGGACGAGUCGUGUCGAACGAAGACAGGGGAGACCAGAAGACUGACUACCUACUACGGAGUACUGCGAUUUUCUUGUUACUACCGUGUAUAUACAUACGUAUGGUAGUGUAGACAGUACGACAGAACACUAACGAAGAU